Molecule: messenger RNA, 3696 nt
Organism: Cololabis saira (Pacific saury)
Lineage: Eukaryota; Metazoa; Chordata; Actinopteri; Beloniformes; Belonidae
Gene: cdh7a
Product: cadherin 7a
Exons: 12
Coding region: 479-2881 (800 amino acids)
Biological process (GO): cell-cell junction assembly; adherens junction organization; multicellular organism development
Cellular component (GO): catenin complex; plasma membrane; adherens junction
Molecular function (GO): cadherin binding; calcium ion binding
Source: RefSeq, a predicted model, not a curated record
CACACGCUCCUCCAUCAGGACUAAUUUCACCAACUUCUUAACUCUCCGUCUCGACGUGAGCCUCGUUGGGGAGGACAGACCUCAACUUUGAGCAGCAGAGAUCACCUUUAUCAUCUUUGUGGCUGUUAACUUCUUCUGUGGGUGCCAGUUACAAAAGGCGUGUAUUCAAUCCUCCCCAGUCGCCAGUGACCCUGUUAGCCAGCUUUAAUGUCAACUCUCUGGCUCCAAAGUGGCAGGAAUUACCCCUCUUUCAGUCUCCAAUCAGGACAAAAAGAAGAGAAACGUGGCAAAAUGCAGAGCUUGACUCGUUUUCAACCCUUGAGCUUUUUUCAGAGUCUGUCUGCUCUUGCUUUCUGGUGAAACACGAGGUCAGGACUGUCAAAACCCUCAGGGUUUUGACAUUUCAGCUUUUUUUUUUCUCUCUCUCUUUAAUUUUUGCUCCUCUUCUGGCUUCAGUGCAUUUUGGAGGGGAGCCCAAAUGAUGGGUUGGUGCUGCUCAGGCGUACGCAGAGCCCUGGCUCUCCUGGCGCUCCUGUUUGUCUUGCAGGAGAGGGGCUGCCGGGGGCUGGAUCCCGGCUCUGGGGAGCUGGAGAAGUCCCCGCAGUCUGAUCCAGACCCCUGGGAGGUUCUGCACAGGCACAAACGCAGCUGGGUAUGGAACCAGUUCUUCGUAUUGGAGGAGUACACGGGAAAUGAACCGCUCUAUGUUGGCAAGCUACACUCAGAUGUAGACAAAGGGGACGGCAGGGUGAAGUACGUGUUAACUGGCGAGGGCGCCUCUUCCAUUUUCACAAUUGACGAGGACACGGGAGACAUCCACGCCACGAAGCGCCUGGACCGAGAGGCUCAGGCGUAUUACACCCUCCAGGCUCAAGCUGUAGACCGAUUCACCAACAUCCCUGUUGAGCCCAGGUCGGAGUUCGUGGUCAAGGUGCAGGACAUCAAUGACAACGAACCCAAAUUUCUCGAUGGGCCGUACCUGGCAGGGGUACCAGAAAUGUCACCCUUAGGAACCAUGGUAGUGCAAGUGGUGGCCACGGACGCAGAUGACCCGACAUACGGCAGCAGCGCCCGGGUGGUCUACAGCAUCAUCCACGGGCAGCCCUACUUCUCAGUGGAGCCAAAAACAGGUGUCAUCAGAACCGCUUUGUCCAACAUGGACAGAGAGACGAGGGACCAGUAUGUGCUGGUCAUCCAGGCCAAAGACAUGGUGGGCCAAAUGGGAGGACUCUCUGGCACCACCUCCGUCACGGUCACGCUCACCGACGUCAACGACAACCCGCCGCGCUUCGCCGACAAGGGCUAUCAGUACACAGUGCUGGAAUCGCUGCCGGUGCAAUCUGUGGUGGCCAGAAUCAAAGCGGCAGAUGAUGAUAUAGGCUCCAACGCAGAGAUAGACUACAGGAUCAUGGACGGCGACGGGCCCGGCAUGUUCAACAUAACGACGGAUGAGAACACACAAGAGGGGGUCAUUAUCCUGAAAAAGCCCUUAGACUUUGAGACAAAAAGUGGCUUCGCCCUGAAAAUCGAAGCCACAAACAGGAAUAUCGACUCCAACUUCUUGAUGUUGGGCCCAUUCAGCGACAUUACGUCAGUCAAGGUGACGGUGGAAGACGUGAACGAGCCGCCCGUCUUCUCCUCAACACUUAAAGAGUUGGUCGUUUCGGAGGACGCCAAAGUGGGAACCUCGAUAGGGAGAGUCUCUGCACAUGACCCGGAUACCAUCAACAGCUCAAUAAGGUACUCCAUUGACAGGAACACGGACUUGGAGCGCUUCUUUAAUGUGGACGCUCUGAGUGGCAUCAUCAGCACCGCCAAGCUUCUGGACCGAGAAGCCAACUCUGUCCAUAACCUCACCAUCUUUGCCAUAGAGAGCCAGGAUCCAACUCAAAUUGGGAGAGGAAUCGCUCUCGUCACGGUGCUGGACAUAAAUGACAACGCCCCAGUUUUUGCCAUCGACUAUGAAACUCUUCUUUGUGAAAACGCCAUGCCAGGACAGAUAAUCCAGACCAUCAGUGCAGUGGAUAAGGAUGAACCAUUGAGCGGUCAUCGCUUUUACUUUAGUCUGGCUGCAGCCGUCGUCGGCAACCUCAACUUUACUCUCCGUGACAACAAAGACAACACAGCAUCCAUAUUAACGAAGCGAGGUGGCUUCAGGAGACGCGAGCAGCCCGUCUAUCGACUCCCCGUGUUGAUCGUGGACAGUGGAAGUCCCGCCCUCAGCAGCACAAACACACUGUCGGUGCGUGUGUGCGAGUGCGACUCCGACGGCGUGGCCUUGUCUUGUGGCGCCGUGGCCUACACGGCCACCGGCCUGAGCACCGGCGCCCUUCUGGCUAUUCUGGGCUGCAUCCUCACUCUUUUGGUGAUGGUUCUUCUAAUCGUUAUGAUGCGGCGGAGGAGGAAGGAGCCUCUGAUUCUUGAGGAGGAGCGAGACAUCAGAGAGAACAUUGUCCGCUAUGACGACGAGGGAGGGGGAGAGGAGGACACGGAGGCCUUCGACAUGGUCACCCUUCGAAACCUCAACAUCAUCAGGGACCCCAACGUGCGGAGAGACGUCACACCCGACACUCCGACUUUCUUUCAGUACCCCUCAGCCUCCCGCCCAUCCUACAAAUCCCUGCCGGACAACGUGGUGUUCCGAGAGUUUAUCUGGGAGCGGCUGAAGGAUGCGGAUGUGGACCCAUCAGCUCCCCCAUACGACUCUCUGCAAACAUACGCCUUUGAAGGCAGCGGCUCUGUAGCCGAGUCGCUAAGCUCGCUGGAGUCAUUAAGUACAGACUCAGAUCAGAACUAUGACUAUCUCAGCAACUGGGGACCGCGCUUUAAAAAGCUGGCCGAUCUGUACGGCAACAGCGAGGGCACUAGCGUCUUCUCAUAGCCCCCACGAGUCUUUCCUAACAUCUCUCGGACUUUAAAAUAUACGAGUAAUUUAUUGUCAGAGAAAAUGAUUUUUGUCUGCCUUAGUGCAUUGGAGAAGAAAAUAUUCAAAGACAACACACAAGACUGAAGGAAAAAUGCUUGACUUCAAAAGUUUUCGGUUUGUUUACCUCCCUGUAUGGAUUUUCAAAAGCAUACCACAGCAAGUUUUGACACAGACUUCAAAAGUGGCUUGACUCGGGAGGAAACCUUGUGUGCAAAAGACAUUAAAGGUUUCACAUUUUGGGCCCUAGUCCAACUGUUGACUGCAGAAUGCAUUACAUGUUGAAGCUUUUCUUUUUUGGGGGGGUUUCGGGGAGGCACCUGUCCUUUCAGUCCAGCGACGGUCACAGGCUCAGCACUCUCACUUUGAUGCAUUCCUUUACUGUCUUUGUGCUAAAAAAAAACCCCACAAAAGUUUCUCAUGAAAUGCUGUCUCCUUGGCAGCUAAUCAGUAGUCACUUGACUGCACAUAUGAAAUAUGAGAAUAGGUUAACGUUUUUUUCCUUUCUAUAUCUGGUUCUUUUUUCCCCCAUAAAUAUGUACAUCAUUGCUGCAGCCACAUCACUCAUGGACUCAAUCAUAUCGCUCAGCAUUAUAAGAAGUGCAGCUGUGCACAUACGGUACAGUAAAAUCUCAUCUUUGAUGUGCUAAGGAAGUGAUGUGAAUCGUAAAAAGAGUGACAUUCUCAUCAUUUUGAUGCCUUCGAUGGUUCCGACAGAAAAAAGCAUCUUUUUUUUUUCUUCUCUGAACAAUACGUUUUGCAGAUGUUGCAAA